This is a messenger RNA of Syzygium oleosum, 745 nucleotides long. RefSeq names its product TMV resistance protein N-like. The transcript has 2 exons. Lineage: Eukaryota; Viridiplantae; Streptophyta; Magnoliopsida; Myrtales; Myrtaceae. The record is from RefSeq and is a predicted model, not a curated record. Gene Ontology annotation, biological process: defense response. The coding region runs from base 1 to 612 and encodes 203 amino acids.
AUGGGUUCUUUCUUGAAAGGCAAAAGCAUCAAAGAAUGGCAAGGAGCUUUUGAUCGACUGAAAGAAAUGCCUCUGGGAAAGGUUCAUGAAAUACCGAGGAUUGUUGUUGACGGGUUAGAGGCUAACGAGAGAAUGAUUUUUCUUGACAUCGCAUGUUUUCUUAAUGGAUAUGGCAAAGAAGAGAUCAUCAAGUCCCUAGAACAAUGCUGUGUCCAUGCCAAUAGUGGGAUUGAGAUUUUGUCUCAAAAGUCACUCAUAUACAUCGAUGAAAAUAACAAAGUAUGGAUGCAUGAUUUGCUUCAAGAAAUGGGCAGACAAAUUGUGAUUCAGGAGUGUCCUGAUAACCCCGGCAAGCGAAGCAGAAUAUGGCGUCAUGAGGAUGCUCUACAAGCGGUUAGACAAAAUUCGGGAACGGAUGCAAUUGAAGGAAUUAAACUAGACAAGGCUGAUGUAGAAGAGUUGAUCUUGAACGCAGACUCGUUCAAAAAAAUGAAGAAGCUCAGGCUAUUUAUUAUGGUUGAUCAGGUCCCUCAUUGUGGACCGGCCGGAAAUCUGUCGGAAAAGUUGUGGAGGUGUUUCGCACGACACAACAAUAAUAUCUUAUUAUCUUGAUGCUGGUCCAUCUCAACCUCUGCCCAUGCACGUGGAUCCAAUAGGUCUAGUUUAUUGGACCUUGGCCCAUCAGCCCAAUUUAAAUGUCUCGUAAAAAAGCUAGGCACAUUUACUUAAUAAAGGCCAUCGCAUC